Molecule: messenger RNA, 1725 nt
Organism: Sclerotinia sclerotiorum 1980 UF-70
Lineage: Eukaryota; Fungi; Ascomycota; Leotiomycetes; Helotiales; Sclerotiniaceae
Exons: 2
Coding region: 1-1725 (574 amino acids)
Source: RefSeq, a predicted model, not a curated record
AUGCCUACAACUACACCUUCCGACUUUUCUACAAAACCCAAUGUUACAACUCCCCAAGGAACAUUCAUCGGAAAACAAACUUCCAAAUACCCACAAAUCCUCGAAGAAUUCCUCGGAAUCCCGUACGCAUUACCACCAACAGGAGACCGCAGAUUUCGACCUCCUGUUCCCGUGAAUGUCUCAAAUGAAACUUUCGAUGUCACGAAACCUGCUCCAAGAUGUAUAUCUGGUCCAGAUAAUGAACCUCAAAGUGAGGAUUGUCUUCAUCUGAAUAUCUAUCGUCCGAAGGAGACGAAUUCAUCACAUGAGAAAUUACCAGUUUUGAUUCAUGUUCAUGGUGGAGCAUUUAAUUUUGGUUAUGCGGAUGAUAGGGAGAUUCAAUCUCUUGUGGGUUGGUCUAAGCAACCUUUGAUUGCCAUCACGUUUGAGUAUAGAGUGGGAGCUUUGGGAUUUUUACCUUCAAAGUUGAUGGCUGAAGAAGGGGCUUUGAAUUUGGGUUUGAAGGAUCAAAAGUUGUUGUUUGAAUGGGUGCAGAAAUAUGUUUCAAGCUUCGGUGGUGACCCGGAUAAUGUUACGGUGAUGGGUCCGUCAGCUGGAGCUCAUUCUAUCGGUCAUCACAUAAUGUACAAUGAUGGCUCCCCUCUACCCUUUGCUAAAGCAAUCAUCGAAUCAGGAGGACCAACAGCCCGAGCCGUCUAUGCUUAUGACAACCCACUUCACGAGACUCAAUUCUCAGAAUUUCUCAAAAAGCUUGAUAUCCCUAGCACACCUCGCAGCGAAAUUCUCCCAAAACUUCGCAGUCUCCCUGUUAAAUCUAUAAAAGCUGCUUCAGAGCAAAUCUUUGAAUAUUACAACCCAUCUCUUCGUUGGCCCUUCCAACCCUGCGUCGAUGGACCUGGUCCAAACAGUAUUAUUCCAAUACCACCAAUUCAAGCAUUUUUAAACAACACAUACCAUCACAUUCCUAUCAUCACCGGUUAUAACACCAACGAAGGGUCAUUAUUCGUCCCUAAAGCACCUAAUAACGGAGAAUCCUUCAUCGACUUCUUUUAUGUUCUCCUACCCACUCUUUCAACAGAAGACCUCUCACUUCUCGACUCACUCUACCCCAAUCCCGAAACCAAUCCCAACUCUCCAUACGCCUUCAACAACACCGCUUUCGGCGUAGGAAAUCAAUAUCGACGACUCGAUAAAGCAUACGGAGAUUUCGCAUACAUAAGUCCCGUACGCCAAACCGCCUAUUUCGCUUCCGGCGAACAUCCUUACGAGCAAUCAUCCUCAAAUUCUCCCUCAAAUGCAACCCAACAAAAACAAGCACCAGUAUAUCUAUACCAAUACGCUGUAAACGGCAGUAUCCUCCACGGCGCCACUCACGGAGACCAAUCCCCCUUUCCAGUCUUCUCCUCCGACGUCACACACGUAUCACCCACAAUUAAAGAAAUCGCAGGCUUAAUGCAUGCCUAUUGGACAUCCUUUAUUAUUUCCCCAACAGGAAAUCCAAAUGCAAUUCCAGGUAGACAUCCUACUCGAUUGAUAUGGUCGGAAUAUAAAAGUGAGAAAGACAAAAGACAUAAAAUUGUUUUUGGAUUGGGAAAUAAUGAGAUUGCGAGGGGAAAGGAGAAGGAAAAAGGGGUGGUGGUGCAGUUGGUGGAGGAUAGGGUGGAUGAUGGGGAGAGAGAUGCUUGUGCUUUUUGGUGGGAGAGGGUGCGGUUGUGGGAGGGUUAG